Molecule: messenger RNA, 1257 nt
Organism: Fonsecaea multimorphosa CBS 102226
Lineage: Eukaryota; Fungi; Ascomycota; Eurotiomycetes; Chaetothyriales; Herpotrichiellaceae
Exons: 4
Coding region: 1-1257 (418 amino acids)
Biological process (GO): polyketide metabolic process
Source: RefSeq, a predicted model, not a curated record
AUGGCAGAACCGAUCGCUGCCGCCGAAGAGCAAGUCUCUCUCCCAACUGCCGAACUGGUCAGAGUCUCCGAUCACAUCUCAUUGUUGCCGCCGCUGUCCCGAAAGGGCCGUGGGCCAGGACUGAUCAUCGUGUUGCCGGCGAAUGCGCCGCGCUACGCAGCUGGCGGCGUUGUUUGCGAGGACGGCAUCCCGCCUCCGCUGCUCAAGUGGGCGGAAGAAGGAUUUGCGGUGGCGGAGAUCCGAGGAGAAGAAUUCUCCCAGGGCACAACCUUGGAGACGGCGCUGAUUCUCGGAGACGCUCUCUCUGCGCUGGAACGGUGUGAGAAGUGCGAUUACAACGAUGGCGUUGGCAUGGUUGUCUACGACACUGCCCUCUGGAAUGAAUUUGCCCGCAGUGCAGCCAUUGACCGUGACAUCGCGGCGGCUGUGAUCUAUGGCACGGCGGGGGACUUGGUUACUCCAGUCGCGAUCCCUAGGCUUUGUCAUUUCGUAGGACACGAAACGGCAGACUCGCACCCCGAUGCCAAAAUAUACACCUACCCUUCGGUCACUUCUUCGAAGUUCGUGAUACCGGGCCAGCCCGAGUUCGAUAGCACCAACGAAGCCGUGUCGCAUACGCGAAACCUCACCUUUCUGAAGAAGUAUAUCCGUGGCUUGGAUUUCGACCUGGAAGCCAUCUGGGAAGAGCAUACGUACUUUGAAUUUGCAGAGCGCUCGGUGCCCAAAACCAUGGCAACCAUGGUGCAAGAGCCCUACGUCAAUCACAUUACCACGAUGACGGGCGGCGUCGGUAGAACGAGCUUGACGAACUUUUACCGCAACAAUUUUAUCCCUAAAAACCCAAAAGAUAUGGAGCUCCAGCUUGUGAGUCGAACGAUUGGAAUUGAUCGCGUUUGCGAUGAGUUUGUUGCCAAGUUCACGCACGAUAUGGAAAUCGACUGGCUGGCUCCCGGUAUUCCUCCAACGGGACGGCAAGUUGAGCUUCCGUGCACGUCUGUUGUCUGCGUGCGCGGCGACCGCCUGUAUCAUGAACACAUCGCCUGGGACCAGGCUUCACUCCUGAUCCAAUUGGGCCUCAUGCCAGAAUACCUCACGUAUCCCUAUGCGCUCCCGGACGGUUCGAAACCGGCGCCAGGCAAGAGGUUCGAGUACCGGGUUCCCGCCGCCGGGGUUGAAACUUCCAUGAAAAUGCUCGACAAGAACAGAAUACCGUCAAAUGGAAUGUUUGAAUACAAGAUUCGAGAGGUGGAUGCUUGA